Penaeus chinensis is the source of this 1044-nucleotide messenger RNA. It is a transcript of the gene DCTN6-p27, whose product is annotated as dynactin subunit 6-like. Gene Ontology annotation, biological process: mitotic spindle organization. Lineage: Eukaryota; Metazoa; Arthropoda; Malacostraca; Decapoda; Penaeidae. Gene Ontology annotation, molecular function: dynein complex binding. The transcript has 5 exons. Gene Ontology annotation, cellular component: dynactin complex. The coding region runs from base 29 to 595 and encodes 188 amino acids. The record is from RefSeq and is a predicted model, not a curated record.
GGAUCUAACGACGUAAAAUCUGUCAACAAUGUCGUCCCUGAAGCAGCUUGAUCCAGCAGUUUGCAAUGUCAAGGUGACGCCAGGAGCUGUAGUGUGUCUGGAGGCGGACUACCAGGGAGAAGUAACCAUAGGGGCUCGCACUGUUAUCCAUCCAAAGGCACGUAUUAUAGCUGAAGCUGGACCUAUUAUCAUUGGUGAAGGCAACUUAAUAGAGGAGCAAGCCCAAAUAAUCAACAGGUUACCUGAGGGUACUGAACCUGGAGAAGAACCACAGGUUAUGGUCAUUGGCAACAGUAAUGUAUUUGAAGUCGAUAGCUAUUGCCAGGCAACUAAAGUUGGUGACAACAAUGUUUUAGAAGCUAAGAGUCACGUUGGUGCAGGAGUAGAGCUGACACGAGGAUGCGUCAUAGGAUCUCUGUGUUCAAUCACAUGCCCGCAGGUCGUUUCUGAGAAUACAGUGAUUUAUGGUGAUGAGCUGCAAAGACGAAACCAGUCAGAAAAACCAGCACCUCAGGGUCUUCAACUUGACUUCCUGAUGAAGAUCCUUCCCAACUAUCACCAUCUUAUCAAACCUAAGAAAAAAGUUGCUGUAUGAUUCAAUUCAUCUUGAGGAUAGAUUAAAGCUUUAAAAUAUAUGACAGAUUGUUCUUAUAUAACUGUAGGGUAAAUAUAAGUUGCUUAUGUAAUACACUCACUGGAAGUAUGUUAUUUAUGUUUUGUUUUUUUACUAUCCUUUUUGUAUAAUGUUAGUAUUUAAUUAUUAUGAAAAUCGGCUUGCAUUUCUAGCUUCAAGUAGCCUGAGAUGUACUUCCAUCAGUUUUAUAGGAAGAGGGUAUAAUUUUUGACAGAUACUGUCAAAUCUACCACUUUACUUUACUUAUGGCUUUCAUUUUAGCUAAAGCAGUUUAAAAUAGCAGGAUGUGGAAAAAUUGUAUGCUGUACUGUUGUUGAAUUUCUUAAUUUGAUUAACUCACAUACACAAGGACAGAGAUCAUCUGUAUAAUAUGCACAUUGUUCAAAAUAAAACAUGUACUAUAAAAAAGA